This is a messenger RNA of Girardinichthys multiradiatus, 2099 nucleotides long. It is a transcript of the gene anxa13, whose product is annotated as annexin A13. The record is from RefSeq and is a predicted model, not a curated record. Lineage: Eukaryota; Metazoa; Chordata; Actinopteri; Cyprinodontiformes; Goodeidae. Gene Ontology annotation, cellular component: cytoplasm. Gene Ontology annotation, molecular function: calcium-dependent phospholipid binding; calcium ion binding. The transcript has 11 exons. Bases 144 to 1094 code for a protein of 316 amino acids.
CGGUGACGUCACGCUCCGGCUCCAACUGCUUUUCGGGUCGCACUCAGAAGGGGACGAGUUUUCCCAAGAAAUUAAAUCCACCGCCGCCGACCGCUCCCAACUUCCGAGACCCUCCGCUACCGCCGGAUAGAAGCCGCCGAAAAAUGGGCAACUGUCAACCCACGGUUUUUCCCUAUGAGGAUUUCGACGUGGUGGCAGACAUCAAGGCCAUCCGCAAAGCCUGCAAAGGGUUCGGAACCGACGAGCAGACCAUCAUCGACAUCCUGGCGAACCGCAGCGCAGCUCAGCGUCAGGAAAUCAAGGCAGCUUAUUUCGAAAAAUAUGACGACGAACUGGUGGAUGUGUUGAAGAGAGAACUGUCGGGGAAUUUUGAGAAUGCCAUCCUCGCGAUGCUUGACCCGCCCAUCGUCUACGCUGUGAAGGAGCUUAGGAAGGCCAUGAAAGGACCGGGAACUGAUGAGGACGUCCUGGUGGAAAUCCUCUGCACUGCCACCAACGCUGACAUCGUCAUGUUUAAGGAAUGCUACUUUCAGGUGCAUGAGCGCGAUCUGGAAGCAGAUAUAGAGAGCGAUACGAGCGGGGACGUUAGAAACCUUCUCAUGGCUCUGCUGCAGGGAACCAGAGAUGAAAGUUACGAGGUGGACGAGGACCUGGCGGAUCAAGAUGCCACUGCCCUGUUCGAGGCCGGUGAGGGUCGCUUUGGAACAGAUGAAUCCACCUUCAGCUACGUCUUGGCCACCAGGAACUACCUGCAGCUCCAGGCAACCUUCAAGAUAUAUGAACAGCUCUCUGGAACUGAAAUUCUGGAUGCUAUUGAGAACGAGACAUCUGGAACCCUGAAAAAAUGUUACACUGCACUUGUCAGAGUGGCUAAAAAUCCGCAGCUCUACUUCGCCAGACGUCUGCACAAAGCGAUGAAAGGAGCAGGAACAGAUGAAGACACCCUGAUUCGGAUCAUCAUCUGCCGCUCUGAGUAUGAUUUGGAGACAAUCAAAGACAUGUACCUGGAGAAGUACGACGUGUCCCUGAAGGACGCCAUCCGGGACGAGUGUGGCGGUGACUUCAAGCGCCUCCUGCUGGCCAUUUGUCACUAGAAGCUGAAAAAGUUUUCUGUCUAACAGACUAACUUUCCUCAGUCCAUGUAAGGCAUUAAGGAGCAGGAGGGUGCAGAAGUGACGGAGUUAUUUUUAAUCUCACUUAAAUGUGUCGUUCAUGUUCUUUGUCGACAUGUAAGAUCCAUCAGUGUGUAGAACUUUGAUCUGAUAAUUAAUUCCCAUUUCCUAGUCUUGCUUUUCAGCCCUAACUCCUAACCUUUAUAACAACACUAAGAUUUCUGAGUUUCUAACAUAGAUAAAAGCCCGCCGAUGGCUCACUGAUGCAAAUACAGCUGAGGUGAUGUCAUGAGAUGCUUUAGGGCUUCAUAAGAUAACUUUAUAAAGUAAUUUAGUGUUUUAGCCUCAGUGUGACCCUUCUAUGAGAUAAUUACAUUUGUAAACUACUCAGCUAAAUCUCCCUCCACCCCUCAUAGACCUCUUACUCCUCGCUGCUACUACGACUUAUGCAAUCACACCAUGUGGAAUGAAGUUUGUGCUUUUAAUGAAGGAUUGUGAAGGUUUAGACUGUUAAUGAAGGAGUAUCAUGGAAGAAGUUACUGAAACGUUUCCACAGAUGACCCAGAGCAGAGUUUAUGUAUUUUAUCAGUUGCUUGCUGAAGGAAAUUAUCAUAAUGUUCUCUUUGUUGUAUUUUUUUAACCUGAACUAUAGUGCUCUGACAAAUCCAAGUAUACUUCACCAUAUUAUACCUGAUUAUAUUCUCGUUUUGUAUUUUAUUACUAACAGAGAUUAGUAUUAAUAUAUAUAAUGACAGAGCUGGCUGUUUUAGGCAGUCCGGAGGUUAUAUUAACUGUGUUUAGAUAAAUUGAACUUUUAGCACCGGGAUAAUCAGGUGGUUUUUUUGUGUGUCUAUUUAUGGCAGCUUAAAUUUGUUCCACCACUUUUUAAAACUAAUAGAAACUCAAGAGCACCACAUGAGAUACUGGUAACAUAAACAAUCUGUAGCCAAAGAGUUUUAACCUAGUAAAGUUUACUGUAGAAUCAUC